GGCGUCGCUGUCUCCCCAGCGGCUGCACUGACCCCACCGCUCUCCCCUUGCAGCCACAGGUCGCAGCAGCAGCAAGCAUGGACAUUACCAUCCAGCACCCCUGGUUCAAGCGCGCCCUGGGACCCCUCAUUCCAAGCCGUUUGUUCGACCAGUUUUUCGGAGAGGGUCUCCUUGAGUACGAUCUGCUGCCUUUGUUCUCUUCCACCAUCAGCCCCUACUACAGGCAGUCCCUCUUCCGCAGCGUGCUGGAGUCGGGCAUUUCAGAGGUGAGGUCUGACCGGGACAAGUUUACAAUCAUGCUGGAUGUAAAACACUUCUCUCCCGAAGACCUGAGUGUGAAGAUUAUCGAUGACUUUGUGGAAAUCCAUGGCAAGCACAGUGAAAGACAGGACGACCACGGCUACAUCUCCCGCGAAUUUCACCGCCGGUACCGCCUGCCCGCCAACGUGGACCAGGCUGCCAUCACCUGCUCCCUGUCAAACGGCAUGCUGACCUUCUCGGGCCCCAAGGUCCCCUCCAACAUGGAUGCCAGCCACAGCGAGAGGCCCAUCCCCGUGUCCCGGGAGGAGAAGCCCACCUCCGCGCCUUCCUCCUAAGCCCGCCUGACGCUGCGGUACAUGGGCUGCCACCGUCUGCAGGUCUCAUUCCCAGAGCCAUUGCAUAGAUAUCAGUGAAUAUCUAGAGGGGUUUAUUUUGUUGGUUCCUCCCCCUCCCCCCCCCUUUGUUUCUUUUUUUUUCCCCCUUUCCCUUGGAUGGGACGAGGGGCUGGGUGAGCGGCUGGUGGA
Messenger RNA from Pelecanus crispus (Dalmatian pelican), 785 nucleotides. It is a transcript of the gene CRYAA, whose product is annotated as crystallin alpha A. Gene Ontology annotation, molecular function: structural constituent of eye lens. Gene Ontology annotation, biological process: response to heat; lens development in camera-type eye; protein refolding. NCBI's taxonomy places the organism in Eukaryota, Metazoa, Chordata, Aves, Pelecaniformes, Pelecanidae. The record is from RefSeq and is a predicted model, not a curated record. Gene Ontology annotation, cellular component: cytoplasm; nucleus.